AAAAAUCAACAACUAAUUUAAUUCCACAUGUAGAAAACCCGGUGCCUCUAACAUAGUUUUCUUCUCCCUAAUUUUUCUACCAUCUAUGUUACCCUUUGCUAAGUACCAAACAUAUCAUAUUUAGAAUUGAUUCAAUGAAUUCCACUACAUCUAUUUUUUCUUUGCCGGAAGAUUGUAUUUAUGCAAUCUUAUCACACACAUCUCCACAAGAUGCAUGUAGAUUUUCAUUAGUCUCAAACACCUUUGUCUCAGUUGCAAACUCCAACUUAGUUUGGAAGACAUUUUUACCCUCCGAUUACGAAGACAUUGUUUCAAGGGUUUUGAAUCCAUUCACUUUCAAAUUCAUUUCUUCCUACAAACAACUCUUUCGUACACUUUCUCGUCCCCUUCUCCUUGACGGUGGCAAUAAGAGUUUUAGAUUGGAAAAGUGUUGGGGAAAAAAAUGUUAUUUGUUAUCAGCAAGGGAGCUGUCAAUAGCGUGGAGCAUCGAUCCAAUGUUCUGGAUUUGGAAACCAAUCCCUGAAUCUAGAUUCGCAGAGGUAGCUGAGCUGAAAACAGUGAACUGGUUAGAAAUAGAAGGCACAAUCAGAUCACAAAAUUUAACAGCAAACACAUUAUAUGCAGCUUAUCUUGUAAUGAAAGUCUCUGAUGGAGCGUAUGGACUUGACUCAGGUCCUUCAGAUGUAACAAUUGAGAUGGGAAACAAAGUGAAAAGAGGGAAAGCAUAUUUGUGCAAUAAAGAUGAGAACAAGUGUAAUAUGGAGACACUAUUUUAUGGGAAUAGAAGAAACAGAGUGGUUCAAGCACAAGAAGAUAGAGGGAAUAUUCAUGUGCCAGCUAAGAGAUUAGAUGGCUGGAUGGAGAUUGAGAUUGGAGAGUUUUUUAGUGGUGAGAGUGAUGAAGAGAUUAAGAUGACUCUUACAGAACUUGGUUAUCAGUUGAAGGGAGGGCUUAUUGUUGAAGGCAUUGAAGUGAGACCAAAAUGAGAUGCAUAUUAUAUAAAAUAAAAUAAAAACAAUAUAUUGUAUCAAAAAUGAGUAUUCGAUUUUUGCAUGCAUUUUAAAAAAUGUUUGUAAUUGUAAUUAAAAUGUACUUUGGAAUUUUUUAUAUGUAUUUAUAUUAUUUAUGAUAAAACAGUUCUAGCUGGAGAGGUGUUGGGAAAAACAAUCUAAAGUUGUAAAUAUAAGAGAUCUGAAAAUAGUUUAUAGAAAUAGGAAUCUAUCACUUUAUAAAUUGAAAUUAUAAUAAUAGGUUAGAUUGAAUAUAAAAUUUUAAUAAAA
Cicer arietinum (chickpea) is the source of this 1280-nucleotide messenger RNA. Its product is annotated as F-box protein VBF-like. Gene Ontology annotation, molecular function: protein binding. The record is from RefSeq and is a predicted model, not a curated record. Lineage: Eukaryota; Viridiplantae; Streptophyta; Magnoliopsida; Fabales; Fabaceae.